Molecule: messenger RNA, 494 nt
Organism: Gaeumannomyces tritici R3-111a-1
Lineage: Eukaryota; Fungi; Ascomycota; Sordariomycetes; Magnaporthales; Magnaporthaceae
Exons: 3
Coding region: 216-494 (92 amino acids)
Source: RefSeq, a predicted model, not a curated record
GUUUGCUGCUGUGAGCUGUUGGAAACCAGACUGCCAGUCGUGCAUAUAAGGUGCGAUGUGUAGCAAAGGAUUACUCAAGUUCGAUAUCGGCGGUUUUGGGACAUUCGUCGUCGCUUAGGCCCUGUAAGUGGUUUUACCAACCGCGAACGAGGCUGGAAAACAAACCAUUAGCAAGUACCUUAACAGCCACUCCGCGCCAAGCCUGCGUCAAUAUUAUGGCGAACAACAAUGACGAGUGGGACAUUGUCUCGGAUGCGGAAGAAACCACGGACGACGACUGGGAGGACAUCGUCGAGGUCGCCGCGGGCAUAGCCACCGACGCUCGCGCGCUUGUCCUCAACGCCCGCGUGCUUGCCAUGGUUGCCAUCAACGUCCGCACGGUUACCACCAACGUUCGCACGGCUGCCCCCAGACUUCGCGACGCCGCAUGCGACGUUUUCGUGGUCGCCCUCGACGUUUGCGCGUUUGGCUUCGACGAUGGGUUCGAGGAUUGA